This is a messenger RNA of Staurois parvus, 460 nucleotides long. Lineage: Eukaryota; Metazoa; Chordata; Amphibia; Anura; Ranidae. The record is from the annotation of a GenBank genome assembly.
GAUGGUAUGUCUGUGCAAAUUCAUCCUUGUUUGCAACUUCUGACCUGUUUCACCAACAUAAGAUCCUUUGCUGCAUUUUCUGCACUGGAUAAGGUACACAACAUUACUGGAGGUCAGCCAUAAAUAAAUUGGCAUAUUGGGGUGCCAUUUUACUUCCCAUCGCAGUACCCAUACAUUGAAGAUAGAUGUCUUAUAUUUCCGGAUCAUACAGCUGCACCUGUAGUAAUGUUGUGUACCUUAUCCAGUGCAGAAAAUGCAGCAAAGGAUCUUAUGUUGGCGAAACAGGUCAGCGUUGCAAACAAGGAUGAAUUUGCACAGACAUACCAUCAAGGAACAUAAAGAAGAUGACUUCUGCACACCUGUGGGACACCAUUUUGCACAACCAGACCACACAAUGGGAGACCUCAAUAUUUUAGUUCUUAAAGGAAAUUUCAAAUCCUUUCAGGAAAGAAAAACUUUU